Zingiber officinale is the source of this 5663-nucleotide messenger RNA. Its product is annotated as aquaporin TIP1-1-like. NCBI's taxonomy places the organism in Eukaryota, Viridiplantae, Streptophyta, Magnoliopsida, Zingiberales, Zingiberaceae. The transcript is spliced from 4 exons. Gene Ontology annotation, molecular function: water channel activity. Gene Ontology annotation, cellular component: plant-type vacuole membrane. The record is from RefSeq and is a predicted model, not a curated record. Bases 4158 to 5342 code for a protein of 394 amino acids. Gene Ontology annotation, biological process: water transport; transmembrane transport.
AGUUGGACACAUUUAGCAUUCGGGUUCAUUCAAGCCUAGCCAUUGUUGAACCAAACCAUGAAGCCACUAUUGAACUUGAGUAAGGACUUCAACAGACAAAUUAUUUGAGUUAGAUCUAGAGAUUGAGAGAAUUUUCAGGGCUUUAAGAAUUCAAGAGAAAUCUUCAGAAGUUUCUGAAAGAAAUUCUUUACACAUUGAUACUUCCAUGGCAGAACAUCAUAGGACUAUGAAGGAUCUGUCAGCUCCUGAUGAAGCAUUCAAAUAUUCAUGUAUUACUUAUCCGGUUAUGAUAGGAGACUUUGAGUUAAGAUCUGGAUUGAUCCAUUUGCUACCUAAAUUUCAAGGGUCAUUUGGAGAAGACCCUAACAGACACUUACAUGAGUUCCAUGUGGUUUUCUCAACCAUGAAGCCAUAGGGAAUUUUAGAAGAGGAUAUCAAGCUAAGGGUUUUUCCAUUUUCAUUAACUGGGUAGCAAAAGAUUGGUUAUACUAUUUGCUACCUGGAUACGUUACAUCUUGGAUUGAUAUGAAGAAGGCUUUCUUGGAGAAAUUCUUUCCAGCUUCAAGGACUGCUACUAUCAGGAAGAGUAUCUGUGGGAUCCAACAAGUGGUGGGAGAGACACUCUAUGAUUAUUGGAAAAGAUUCAAGAAAUUAUGUUCAAGUUGUCCUUAGCACCAAAUCAGUGAGUAGUUACUUGUCCAAUACUUCUAUGAGGGUUUAUCACCUAUGGACAGGAGUAUGAUAGAUGCAGCAGCUGGAGGAGCUUUAGUGAACAAAACUCCAGAACAAGCUAGAGAGAUUAUUUCUAACAUGGCAGAGAACUCACAGUAGUUUGGAAGUAGGUCAUUAACUACAAGAGGAGUUGGAGAAGUUCAAGUGGGUUUUAAUGAACAAAAGGAAAUAAGGAGCUCAUUAUUGGAAUUAACAUCUUUGGUGAAGCAAUUGGCAUUGAACAAUGCUAAUCAAAUUUCUACUUUGCCUAGUACACAAUUUCCAUAUCAAUCAAGAGGAGUUUGUGGUAUUUGUUUGAGCCAAGACCAUAAUUCAGAGUUAUGUCCAAAUCUUCAUCAAGAUGAGUCAUUAGCAACAUUUUCUAGAGCUCAAUUUCCUCAAAAAUAUGACCCUCGUUCUUCUACUUAUAAUCCUGGUUGAAGGGAUCAUCCCAAUUUGAAGUAUGGUAAUUUGUUUUAUCAACAACCACCUUCAAAUCAAAAUUUUCAGUAAAAUCAGAGUUUCCAGCCACUUCAACAAGGAUUCCAGCAGCAAAACCAACCUUUUCAGCAGCAUUAUCAUCCUACAAAUCAAUUUUAGCAACAAUUUAUGCCUUAUCAGCAACAAUUUCUACCUUAUCAUCAAUCUUAUCAUCAAAACCAGCAACAACAUUACCAAAAUCAGAAUCAUCAGCAAGGGCAGAAUCUAAUUCAGAAUGCACUUCCAGCACCUUCAAGAUUGAGUUUGACUCAAGGAAGUUCCAAUAGCGCCUCUAAUUUAGAUGCACAGCAAACUAGAUUAGAGGAGUUAAUGCAACAAGUUCUACAGUAGCAACAAAAUCAGCAAAGAACAUAUUCAGCAUUGCAGAAUAUUGAGAGGCAGAUUGGACAACUAGCUUCUAGCAUAAAUCAAUUGCAAGCUCAAUGAUCAAAUCAGCUACCUUCUCAAUCAACACCAAAUCCAAAAGGUUAUGUUAGUGCAUUAACUUUGAGAAGUGGAAGGUAGAUUGCAGGUGAUGUUGCUGAAAAAUUUCCAGUAGAGGAGUCUCCAGAUUGCAACAACUUCCAAAUACCUUCAACAAGCCACAAUUUAGAAUUUCUAGCAACCCAAAAGUGUCCUGAUGCAAUCUCGAACUCAAUUCACAGUAUCCAAUGAAUUUAGCCCAUGAACACGAAAAGAAUAACAUUUAUUCAGAAAAUUCCAGCAGCUCUAUAAUGCAGGCAGAAAUUCCAUCAAGUUCAACUUCUAGGUGUCUAGCACAGCAAGUUGCCGAGCCUUCUAUUCCGUUGCCUUUUCCUCAAUGCAAGGUACAACUAAGGAAGAAUGUAGAGGAGGAAAAAGAUAAGGAAUUUCAAGAGCUUGUGAAUUUGUUUAGUAAGGUGGAAGUCAAUGUUCCCUUGUUGACAAUGAUUAAGCAUAUUCCCAAAUAUGCUAAAAUUUUGAAGGAUCUUUGUGUACACAAAAAGAAGUUAAAGGGGAAUGAGUUGAUUAGCAUGGGCAAGAAUGUAUCAGCACUCAUUCAACCGGUCCCUCAGAAAUGUGGCGAUCCUAGAGUUUUCACUAUACGUUGUGAGAUUGAGAGAAAUUUAUUUGAGGAUGUCAUGUUAGAUUUGGGAGCUUCAAUAAAUGUGAUGCCAAGAUCAGUGUUUCAGACUUUAGGAGUUUGACCAUUACAACCUAUAGGGGUUGUUAUUCAGUUAGCUGACCGCAGUCAGACUCAUCUAGUUGGGAUUAUUGAAGACGUAUUGGUUAAGGUGAUAGAACUUAUAUUUCUUGCAGAUUUUUAUGUCCUUGAUAUAGAGGGAGACUAUCUGGCCAAUAGAUCUCCACUUAUUCUUGGACGACCAUUCUUGAAGACUGCAAGGACGAAGAUCAAUGUUCAUGCGGGUACACUUUCUAUGGAGAUAGGAGAUACAGUGGUCCAGUUCAGUAUUUUUGAUGCUAUGAGGCAUCUUAAAGAGAAUCAUUCUAUUGUUAAUAUGGAUAUUACAAAGGAGCUGGAAAGUAUGGAUUUCUUUUUAGAAAUGGAAUCAGAUUCAGAUUUUACUGAGGCUAGUAAAGGUGAGGAUCUAUCUUCGUAUUUGGAGGAUGAUUUGGACAUGGGAGAGGAUAUUAUUUCUGGUGGAUUAUUUUUAAUUGAGAAAGAUGUAUACGUAGGGGAUUGGUUAGGAGAAGCAUUACCCCUAGGAUCGCCCAGAGAAGAAGAAUUAUGUGUAGGAGAUUGUUCAGCUGUAUUACCCCUAGGAUCACCUUCUAUUGAUUAGAUAGAGGAUGAGUUGAAGUCAUUGCCUCAACACUUGAAGUAUGCUUAUUUGGGAGAGAAUCAGCAGUUACCUGUCAUUAUAGCCCAGGAUUUGGAACCAGAGUAGGAGAAUAGAUUAUUAGAGAUUCUGAGGCAGCGCAGGAGAGCCAUUGGAUGGACACUGGCUGACAUUCCUGGUAUCAGUCCUUCUAUUUGCAUGCACAUGAUUUAUUUGGAGGAGGAUGUGAAACCAGUAAAACAACCAUAGAGGAGACUUAACCCAUUGAUCCUUGAUGUAGUCAAGAAAGAGGUAACUAGACUUCUGCAAGCAGGUAUCAUUUACCCUAUUUCUGACAGUAAAUGGGUGAGUCCCAUCCACGUGGUUCCGAAGAAGUCAGGGGUGAUGGUGGUAGCUAAUGAAGAAAAUGAGUUGGUGCCCAUAAGAGUGAAGAAUUCUUGGAGAGUUUGUGUGGAUUAUAGGAAGCUAAACCAAGCAAGAAGGAAGGACCACUACCCCUUACCUUUUAUUGAUCAGAUGUUAGAGAGGUUGGCGGGUAAGUCACAUUAUUGCUUCCUUGAUAGAUACACCGGAUAUUUUCAGAUUUGCAUAGACUUGGAGGACCAGAAGAAGACUACCUUCACUUGUCCUUUCAGUACGUUCACUUACAGACGUAUACCAUUUGGACUUUGUAACGCUCUAGGAACCUUUCAACGAUGCAUGGUGAAUAUUUUUGGUGAUUUAUUAGAGCAUUGCAUGGAAAUGUUCAUGGAUGAUUUUUCUGUAUAUGGAUCAUCAUUUGAUUCAUGUCUAGAAAAUUUAUCUAUGGUUUUAAAUAGAUGCAUUGAGACUGAUUUGAUACUUAAUUUUGAGAAAUGUCAUUUUAUGGUGGAGCAUGGGAUUUUUUUAGGUCAUAUAGUCUCUCGGAGAGGUAUUGAGGUAGAUCCUACUAAAAUUAGUGCUAUAUCUUCUUUAUCUUACCUCGCAUGCGUGCGGGAUGUUCGAGCUUUCCUUGGCCAUGCAGGAUUCUACAGGAGAUUUAUUAGGGACUUCAAUCGAAUUGCUCUUCCAUUGUCUCAAUUGCUUUAGAAAGAUGUGGAUUUCAAUUUUGAUCAAAGGUGCAAGGAAGCUUUUUAGAGGCUAAAGGAGGCUUUGAUUUCGGCACCUGUCAUCAGGCCACUAGAUUGGACUUUACCUUUUGAGCUAAUGUGUGAUGCUUCAAAUUUUGCAAUAGGAGCAGUACUUGCACAGAGAGUAGAUGGAGCACUACAUGUGAUCUACUAUGCUUCAAAGACCUUAGAUUCGACUCAAGCAAAUUACACCACAACAGAAAAAGAGCUUCUUGCCAUUGUUUUUGCUUUAGAUAAAUUUAGAUCAUAUUUACUCUGUUCUCACGUGGUGGUAUUUUCUGAUCAUGCAGCUUUGAAGUUUCUUCUCAUGAAGCCAGAUGCCAAGCCUAGAUUGAUUAGAUGGAUACUUCUUCUUCAGGAGUUCGAUUUGGGGAUACGUGAUAGGAGCGGGAAGGAGAACUUGGUUGCAGAUCACUUGAGCAGAAUUGAGAGAGACUUGGAUCACAUGACCAUUGAUGAUAAUUUUAGGGAUGAGCAGAUUUUCAGAUGCAUGGAAAAAGGCAUAGGAGAUAGGAUGCCGAUCCCUCGGCUCGCCAUCGGAACUCCGGCUGAGGUGACUCACCCAGAAGCGCUCAGGGCGGCGCUCGCUGAGUUCUUCUCCACCUUCAUCUUCGUCUUCGCCGGUCGCGGUUCGGUCAUCGCCUUCGAGAAGAUGGCGGGCGGCUCGGUAUCGAGUCCGGAGGGACUCGUCUUGACGGCACUAGCGCACGCGUUCGCCCUAUUCGCGGCCGUGUCGACGGCCUCCAACGUCUCCGGCGGCCACGUGAACCCCGCGGUGACCUUUGGAGCCUUAAUCGGCGGCCACAUCACGCUUCCCCGUAGCAUCCUCUACUGUAUCGCGCAGCUGCUAGGCUCCUCCGCGGCCUGCGCCGUGCUUGGCUAUUCCAUCGGCGGCCUGGACGCGGCGACCUUCGGCCUCGCCGCGGGCGUGAGCCCGUUGCGGGCGCUGGUGCUGGAGGCCGCGAUGACCUUCGGGCUGGUGUACACGGUGUACGCGACGGCGGCGGACGCGAAAAGGGGAGCGAUCGGACCUCUCGCGAUUGGGUUGGUGGUGGGCGCUAACAUUCUGGCCGGCGGGGCCUUCGACGGCGCGGCUAUGAACCCGGCGUUGGCGUUCGGGCCGGCGCUGGUAAGGUGGGCAUGGAAGGACCAUGGCGUGUACUGGGCCGGGCCACUCGCCGGCGGCGGCGUCGCCGGGUUCUUCUACGAGUACUUCUUCACUCCAAACACCUUCCAGCCGAUCUCUUCCGUCAAUUUCUGAGGUACCCCACAAGACAACAGCCCCGGAAGUAUUACUUUGCCUCUAUUAAGUUGAGCUACCACACCGACUUCGAAGCCCUCUACCGAUUUUACAACUUCAUCCUUGUUUAUUACCAAUCUGUGGAGGCCUAUUUCAUGUGUGUUUCUAGCUAGAACUGCUCGUGAUUUGGCUGAUUUAUGAUCCCUGUUACUCAUCUUCGACUCUCUAUAACACAAGGGGACAAGAACGGCAUGCAUGUUCUUUGUUUUCUACUGCUGUUGUAACUUAGAUGCUUUCCCCCUCUACCUGCAAAUAUUGAUGUUCUGUCCUUAAUUAGUUUUA